This is a messenger RNA of Phalaenopsis equestris, 1397 nucleotides long. Its product is annotated as mitochondrial substrate carrier family protein B-like. Bases 169 to 1254 code for a protein of 361 amino acids. NCBI's taxonomy places the organism in Eukaryota, Viridiplantae, Streptophyta, Magnoliopsida, Asparagales, Orchidaceae. The transcript is spliced from 7 exons. The record is from RefSeq and is a predicted model, not a curated record. Gene Ontology annotation, biological process: transmembrane transport.
ACUGCGGCUAAUAAGCUCCAAAAUACUCCGCAGAGGGCGCGUAUUGGAAUCGAAAAGUGCGAGGUGCGAGGUGCGAGGGCUCCAGAAUAGUUAGGGAUCUGCUUUGAUUUGGUGCAAAUUUUAGUCGUAGGGUUUGCGGCGGGGUUAUUCAGAUUUGGAAGGAGGGCGAUGCAAACCGAGGCGCGGGUAGGGAUGGUGGUGGAAGGAGGAGGGCAGAGGAGUUUCGGCGCCGUCCAUAGCUGUGCGGCAUCCGCCGCCAAAACGGCCGCCGGUGAGCUUGCCGUGAACGGUGCUGCCGCGCGAAAGUAUUCCGCACAGCGCCACUCGCAGCUCGAGCAGCAGCCACAAGUUGGGGCUCUGUCGCAUCUUCUCGCCGGAGGUCUUGCCGGGGUCGUCAGCAAGACCUGCACGGCUCCUCUCGGUCGUCUUACCAUUCUUCUCCAAGUGCAGGGCAUGCACUCUAAUGCUGCAAUUUUAAAAAAGGCUAGUAUAUUGCACGAGGCCUCACGUAUAGUUCGUGAAGAAGGAUUUAGAGCCUUUUGGAAAGGGAAUUUGGUUACAAUUGUGCACAGGCUUCCUUAUUCCUCCAUCAGCUUCUAUGCAUAUGAUCGAUACAAAAUUUUGCUUCAUUUGCUUCCUGGGCUGGAAGAAGGCAAUCAAUAUGGAAGUACUGAUGUUUUUGUUCGGUUAUUGGGUGGUGGUUUGGCUGGAAUGACAGCCGCAUCUUUCACAUACCCAUUGGACUUGGUGAGAACUCGUCUUGCUGCACAGACAAAUCAUGCGUAUUAUCAAGGCAUCUGGCACGCACAUAAGGCUAUUUGUAGAGAUGAGGGUGUUCGGGGGCUGUAUAAAGGUCUUGGAGCUACUUUAAUGGGAGUAGGCCCAAAUAUAGCCAUCAGCUUUUCGGUUUAUGAGACUUUGAGAUACAACUGGCAGAUGCGAAGGCCAGAGGACUCUAACGUCUUGGUUAGUUUAGCUUGUGGAAGCAUUUCUGGAAUUGCUUCGUCAACAGUGACCUUUCCUUUAGAUCUUGUGAGACGGCGGAUGCAAUUGGAAGGCGCAGCCGGUAGAGCUCGCGUCUACAAAUCAGGCAUUUUCGGAACAUUUAAGCACAUCAUGCGCUCUGAAGGCUUUCGCGGCUUAUACAGGGGUAUAUUACCCGAGUACUCCAAAGUUGUCCCGGGUAUUGGGAUCGCUUUUAUGACUUAUGAAACUCUGAAAUCCCUCCUAUCAGGUUCUUUUGGAAACAGCUAAUGCUGUGAUUUUUUCUUUGCACACCAUUACAUGACCAUAUUCAUGGCUGAUAUCUUUUUUAGACAAAUGAGUUUUUACAGAUUGCCUGAGAAAAUCUAUGGUGGCAGAUUUUGUAGUUGCUGCCACAAUUUGACUUUUUGACU